Molecule: messenger RNA, 2359 nt
Organism: Nicotiana tabacum (common tobacco)
Lineage: Eukaryota; Viridiplantae; Streptophyta; Magnoliopsida; Solanales; Solanaceae
Product: protein POLLEN DEFECTIVE IN GUIDANCE 1-like
Cellular component (GO): endoplasmic reticulum membrane
Source: RefSeq, a predicted model, not a curated record
AUUUUUUUUUUUUUUUGGUUAAAGUUAGAGAUAGCAAAUUUACUCGAAUUCAGCAAAGUUAUACGCAACAAAGUUUUCUUCUUGAUAGAUCCAUCUGCGCCAUCCCAAUGUAUCAAGUAUUGGACAAAAGCUUCCCGAGUUUUUCCCAUGUCAAACAUGGGGUAAUCAGCAAUCACAAAUUCACAAAAAUCAUCCUCGUCGGAAUCGGGUCGUACAGAUUGCUCAAUUUCUGAAUCCAUUAAAGACCUAACUGAAUCUUUCCAUAUAUACAGAGUAUAUCCUGAUAUAGAAUCAAUCAUCAAUCUCCUUAUCAAAUUGUACAUCAUCCGAGUACAGAGAAUACAAAGGUUUAUCGGCGGAAGCAUUUCCAUAGGAGCUGUUUACAGGUGUUUAAGUGUUCUGGUUUGAAGGCUAUUUUAGUCCAAAUAUACAUUUAUCUUACAAAUUCGGGGACAAAAUUUCCCGAGAAAGAAGGCAAGUCGUCAAAAGCCCAACCCAAAAAUUUCCAGAUCUUCACCGUCGCCACUCUCCUCCCCUCUCCGCCGAUUCCCUUCUCAUUUCUUAGUCGCCGAUCAUCAACCUCCAUGAACCGCCACCAUCGCCAUAGCUUCUAACUUCAUCAAUGGCGUUGAGAUCAACUGGACGCAAGGUCUCAUUUGACGUUCUCUCAACUUCCAUCCUAGACGACGAUCAGGAUUACGAUUCCUCCACCGCGACUCUCCCUCGAUCCAAUUCCGAUCCUCCUCCGCAGCUUCUGCCUAAUGAUGACGCCACAAGCCCAACCGGAAACCGCAAGAGGAAGAAGAAAAAGAAGAAGCACAAGAGAAUCGCCGAGCAUUCCACAAUUUCCGAAUAUUCCGUCACGGACGAGCAGCUAGGCCGCUCAUCCUCCGUCGGGGAAUUUAGCGGUUACUGUUACAGUGUUGCUCAGAGCAGCAGUGUUGUGGUAUGUGAGGAACCUGUUACACUGCCGAAGCCUGAGAGUAAUUGUUCAGUGAGUUCAGUUUCUGGGCUUCCGUUUGGGGAGUUGAGGCAAAGAAAUGUUAUGGUCAAUGGAGUGACCGAAGAGAGCGUCGGAUCACCACAGAUUAGUGAGAGACAAAAUGAGAGUGUUGUUAAGGAAUUGGAAUCGAGGUCAAAUUCGAGAGUCGAAGUGAAUGUGAAUAUGAAUGGGGUUGCAGGGAGGAGUUUGGAGAAGGAAGCGUCUUUAGAUUGGAAGAAGUUGAUGGCUGAAGAUCCCAAUCAAACAUUUCCGGUGGAUAAGUCACCAAUGAAGUGCUUCAUGGAAGAGAUGUAUGCGGGUAAUUCCUUAAGGAGUACAGUUGCCCGCGGGGAUGAUAAAGAGCGGCAAAGAGUUUAUGAUACCAUAUUUCGCUUACCAUGGCGAUGUGAGCUGCUUAUUAAUGUUGGCUUUUUUGUCUGCUUUGAUUCAUUCCUGUCACUGCUAACUGUCAUGCCAACGAGAAUAAUCAUGAUCUGCUGGAGGUUUCUGAAAACAAGGCAGUUCAAGAAACUUUCCGCAGUUGAGCUUUCUGAUAUUGGCUGUUGUGUUGCCCUGGCCAGUGGGGCGAUUUUGCUGCAACAAACAGAUAUCAGCCUAAUCUAUCACAUGAUUCGUGGUCAAGGGACAAUCAAGCUUUAUGUAGUUUACAAUGUGUUGGAGGUUUUUGAUAGACUAUUCCAAAGCUUUAGUGGAGAUGUGAUGCAGACUCUCUUUAAUACAGCAGAAGGGCUUGCAAAUAGCUCAACGGAAAAUAUGCAAUUGUGGAUGAGAAGAUUUAUUAUGGAUGAAGUUGUAGCUGUGGCUUCAUCAAUUCUUCAUUCUUUCAUCUUGCUAGCUCAAGCUAUCACUUUGUCAACCUGUAUAGUUGCCCACAACAAUGCAUUAUUUGCUUUGCUUGUAUCAAACAAUUUUGCGGAAAUAAAGAGCAAUGUAUUCAAACGGUACAGCAAGGAUAACGUUCACAAUCUAGUGUAUUAUGAUUCAGUGGAGCGGUUCCAUAUUUCGGCAUUUCUCUUAUUUGUGUUGGCUCAAAACCUUCUGGAGGCAGAUGGACCUUGGUUUGAAAGUUUUCUUUGUAAUGCAUUUGUCGUCUACGUAAGUGAGAUGACAAUUGAUAUAAUCAAGCAUUCAUUCAUCGCAAAAUUUAACAAUAUCAAGCCGAUUGCCUUUUCAGAGUUUCUUGAAGAUCUCUGUAAGCAGACACUGAAUAUUCAGACGGACAAUAUGAAGAAUAACCUCACUUUCGUCCCUUUGGCACCUGCUUGUGUGGUAAUCCGGGUGCUGCGUCCUGUGUUUGCUGCUCAUCUUCCCNCGUGCAGCGGGAUGCAUUCCUGUGGAAGUAUUUAUGCCAAAUGA